Hypanus sabinus (Atlantic stingray) is the source of this 5126-nucleotide messenger RNA. It is a transcript of the gene adpgk, whose product is annotated as ADP-dependent glucokinase. The record is from RefSeq and is a predicted model, not a curated record. NCBI's taxonomy places the organism in Eukaryota, Metazoa, Chordata, Chondrichthyes, Myliobatiformes, Dasyatidae. Gene Ontology annotation, cellular component: endoplasmic reticulum. Bases 848 to 2227 code for a protein of 459 amino acids. Gene Ontology annotation, biological process: glucose metabolic process. Gene Ontology annotation, molecular function: ADP-specific glucokinase activity. The transcript has 6 exons.
GCCUUGUUUUUUUAUAUUAAAAUAUAUUCACAAUAAAUUAUUUACAAUAAACCAUUCAAUAACUCUCAAUUCUUUGCAGACGUUACCAUUACAUUUACAGUAGAACAAUUUCAGCCACUCACGUGGCACUCUGAUGAUCUAUAUUGUACAUUGUUGAAGGGUAUACUCCCAGCCACCCAACCCCUUCUCACUCCCACGGGAGUGGAACCCUAAACCGUGGUCCUUCCCUAUCGGGCCCUUGCGGUGGUUGUACCAAGUUUCAGUGCGUCCCUCAGCCGGCAGCAUUCUGCCACGGACAUAUCUCGAUGCGCUGGCAGACCAAAGAGCGUCUUUCACGGUGUUGAUGAUCUGCCAGCAACAGAUGUUUGUCUCCGUGUGCGUCCCCGGGAACAGCCCGCAGAGCAGAGAGUCCUCUAGUACGCAGAUGCUGUGACACCAGCCCGUUCAGCCUCCUUCACACCUUCUCCGCGAACCCAGUGUGCAAAGAGGUGGGUUACUGAUUCCGCCCCUCUACAGCCUUCCCGUGGGUAGCGGGGUGUGGAGACGAUGUUCCGAGCGUACGGUAAAGAUCUGACUGGGAAGGCCCCUCUCACCGCCAGCCAGCUGGUGAGGCCUGGUGAUGAAGCCUCGGUUUAGUACGGUUCACUGAAAGGAAGUGUGUAGCUUGUCAAACGUCGGGCUUAUUAGUGGUUACGUCCAAGGCUCCUGGCCACAUUUUAUCGCCACUUCCUUCACUCUUUCAUUCAGAUUUAACUCUCGACAGUUGGCCUUCAGCUUUGAACGAGGCAGACUGUUUACUCUUUUCUAUAGAUUCUGCUUGGCCAGCAUUUUGUGAGUCUUCGUUUUGAUGAGGCUUCCACAGCGGCUAGGCCAAUUGUCAUGGAAACAGGUUGCAACUGGCUGGCUGCCGUGCGCAUGCGCGGGAAUAGGGCGUGACGUGCAUUGUUUCCGGUCGACCGCAGCCGGUCUGCAGGAUGUGGCGGGCUGCUGUCGGGGUCGUGGUCUUCGCCGUGUGGCUGCACCUCCUCUGCUCAUUCCUUCAGCUAGAGGUUCCGGAGACCGUGGCACGAUUUCUGUCCGAGAAUGUGCUUGGUAUGGUGGCGGAACAGACGCCGGAGGAGCUUCUGGCCGAGGCCUGGAACGUGAUGAUCGUUCCACCGACUGUGGGCUGGACCAAGGUGGCCGUGGGCACUUUGUGGGCGGAAAUGCUGCUCUCAUUGGUCAGAAGCUAGGGUCGAAUGGGAACCUGUCGGUGCUUCUAUGUGGGCCUGUGGGUCCCAAGCUUCAGGAACUCUUGGAUGAUCGGAUUAUUGUUCCCCCAGAAUCUUUGCAGGAAAUGGAUGAGUUUCAUCUCAUUCUAGAAUAUCAGACUGGGCAAAACUGGGGGGAGAUUGAGGCACCUCAUGCCAAUCGCUUCAUCUUCUCCCACGAUGUGUCGAAUGGAGAAAUGAAAAUGUUGGAGACCCUUAUAUCAAGUCUGGAGGAAUUUAAACCUGAGCUUGUUGUUCUUUCGGGUUUACACAUGAUGGAGGGACGGGGAAAGAAAGCACGAGAUAAGAGACUAGAGGAGGUGAGCCUGUUAAUCUCUCAGAUCCCCAGUGAAAUCACGGUGCACCUGGAGCUUGCCAGCAUGACAGACACCGCGUACAUGAAUACAAUUGUGGAACAGCAGGUUCUCACUCUUGUGAACUCGAUUGGCCUAAAUGAGCAGGAGCUCUUGUUCAUCAGUCGCGCUGGUUCAGGGCCUCACAGCUCACAACAGUAUUGGAGUGGAACUCCCGAUGUUGCAAUGGUCAGCGAUAUCAUCUUCUGGCUCCUGAAGGAGUAUGGGCGCACUGACUCAACCAGAGAUUCAGAUUUAACUCGCAUUCAUUUUCACACACUCUCUUACCACAUGAUAGCAAUUAUUGAUGGUUACUGGAACAAUCAAGUCGCAUCUGUUGCAGCUGGUGCGCGAAUUGCUGGGAGUCAAGCAUGUGGUACCGGCGCCAUUGACCCCACAAAAGUUGUUCUCAAAUUCCCCAUGCAGUUUGUUCUGUCAAACAUCGACAAAUCAUUGAAGACCAAGAAAAUGACACUGAGUCCAACUGACCCAGUAGGCAUGUGGCACAGAGAAAACAUUACAUUCUUCAUUACCCCUGUGCUGGUUUGUAUUGACCCAAUCAGGACUGUAGGAUUGGGAGACAGCAUCUCUGCGGAAGGCUUGUUGUAUUCUGAACGGCAGUGACGUGACUCAGUGUUCAACAAGACAAUGUCAAACCUGACAAUGUAAUAACGGCAAAUUUUAUAUGUAGUGUAGGAGUGGCUCUUUGAGUGUGGGGUGUGUGUCAUGGCUUAGAGCAGGGAGAAGGGACAGCAGGUAUGGGUGUGAGGUGCUUUUUAAUCCUGGAUAUAGUGUAAGAAAGCCAACAAGUAAGUGAAUGCAGUUUUCAUUUGUAGAUUUGCUGUAUUCUAUAGACCUCUCAAAUCUUUUCAUUUUCUUUUAUAUAGAUAUAUCUUUUCAAACUUUUCUGCAUUUCCUAUUUUUGAUGAGAUCUUUGGAAAUGUAGUUAAGUUGUUUGCAAUACAAUGAGUUUUUGGUGUAGUUAUAUUUCUGAGAUGCAAUGUAUUAGAUGGGUCUUCCACAUGGAUUUUAAUCCAUGGAUAAUCUUGUACUGGUAGACUUCCACAUGCAGAAUGAAAGUGGUUUCAGUGCCAUUUCUAGUCUGGCUGAGUUAAUGCUUAGACCAUAAGACAUAGGAGCAGAAUUAGGCUAUUCAGCCCAUUGUAUCUAUCAUGGCUUGCCUUAAUUCAGCUCUAAUUGCAAACUGCAUGAUGUGGGGACUGACAAACAGGAUGCUUUUCUGAGUUGCAGGCAUUGCUUCCCAAAGCCAGGUGAACAACAAUUAUCAGUCUUACUACUUGGCUUUAAAGAAGGCUUUGCUUCAUUUCCACUGUAAGACAUUACUUUCCUCCCUUCUUUCAGGAGAUACUGAAAUUUGAAAGGCCAGAUUUACCUGGUGGUGAACACCUUAUUGCUCCCUGCUGUCAGCUGUGACCUUUCUCUUACUAACCCUAAUGCUGAACGAUUGUAGUUUAAUGCCUUUGUUCAGUCAGGAAAGGUUUAUAACUUCCAGUCAGAAUGGAUUUCUGCAUUUGAAAACUGCUGCAUCACACCACCAAUUCAGAGUGAAAGCCAGGCUUUGAAACAGCAUUUUCCUAGAAAUCUAUACUUUAAGAGGAGUGGAUGAAAAAAGUGCUGGUUGGGGAUGUGGGAGGUGUGAAAUAAGGCAUAGGUGCUACUUUUCAGCCUUUUUUAUCAAGAGAGGAGUAAUGAACUGUUAGUGAUCAUGAUUCUGAUUUAGCCUGUCUGGCAUCUCCAUUUAAGGAAACGAACUGUAGCUGUGGCAAGUUAAACAACCCUGUGGUGGUUAAAGGCCUUGUCUUUCUGAGAUGCUGCCAGGAAUGGGGGCAUUAAUUCGGUCAAUGACUGGGAGGGUUGGAGAGGACCCUAACAGAGUUUUCAUUCCUGCAUACAUCUGGAGGGUGGGUGGAGGGGCUUCUGCAAAAUGUAAGUACCUGGAAGGCUGGACCAGAGUUGCGAAGCUCCUCAAUUGAAUAGCUUGUACCGACUGUUGAAGUUAUCACAUAGAGAAUGGGAAAGUGCAGAAGUGAGGUGGUGGGAGGCACAGAUGGGUAUACUUGUACUGUUCAUUCUACAUCUUGACACCCAAAGUAGAGGAAGUACAUUUUAAAAAAACAUUUAAAGCUGAGUCUGAAAGUUGUGUGUUUCCCCCACUACUCUCACCAGGUUACGAGCUGCCUGACUGAGGGCAAAGUCUGAGUCAGACAGCUGACUGAGAUCACUUCCAUCUUUGCUCUGAUUAGCUUUCUCUUAGAUGUCAUUGAACCAAAGGCUGUGACAUACUGUGGCAUAAAUUCAGCUACAAAUUUAGCAGACAAUCAGCUACGUUUACACUGGAGGGUGAACUUGGCUAUUUAAUGCUUUUUGUAUAGAGGAACAUUUGGGUUUUUUCCCCAUUCCAACAACACCAUGGUUGUGCUUGUGCUAUUAGAUAUUCCACAUGAAAGGAGUUUUUUUUUGCAGAAGCGACUGUUGGUAGAUGUGAUGUCAACAUUGCUUUUUAGGUCUGUGACUUUUUAACAGGUCAUUAAUACUAGUGAAGAUUGUUCCUGAAAGUAUAUUUCAUAGAACCAGUGUAGGAUGAAAGAUUUCAAAAUGUAUCCUCUGCUUAAAUUAUAAAUGCAACAAGCUUGAACAUUUAUCAAUUGUUUUCAAAUAUCCUCUGCCUUGGAGGCCUCUGCUCAGUAGGAGGCAGUGUAGUGCCACACAAUGCAGAGUAUUCACACAAAAGCCAAUGUGAAAAUGGGGUUUGUGUAAUUGAUUGUUUUUCUGUUACAGCAAAGUGUCCACUGGUUGUAUGUACAGUAUAUGGAAUGUUAUCUGUAAUACAAAAUUAUGUGGAAUUUUUUUAUGGUCAAAACAGCAGAGUUGGCAUGUUACUUUGCAAAGACAAGACAAACUGAUCCUAAGCAUUUUGAUUUACACAUCUAGGGUUGUCUUUGACUGUGAGUUUGCUGCCAAAGACAACUCUGCACGAUCAACAGCAAGAUAUUAACAGGAAUUCAGCAUUUGCAUUGCACUGGGACUGUGAUCUGUCUCCAUGUUCCCUCUAGUGACUUUGUGUCCUACCACAAUGUACCCAGUGAAAACAGGAGAUAAGAAAUGGAUCAUUGAAAAGCUGGGAUUCUGCUAUGUGUCAAUUUGCGUUGCAAUUUGAUUUCGAGGAUCAAUAUUUUUCUUGGCAAUGGGAACAAUGGUAUGACAUGUAUAUUUUAAAUUGUGGAAAAUUUUUUGCGAGGCAGUGUUUGACAUGGUUUAAAUUGACUGUAGCUUUAUUAACACUGGUUGCUCUGCUUUUUCUGUGAAGUCUAGAGAUACCUCAUGGCAGAUUGUUGGAAGAAUAUAUGCCUUGUUUUCUCUUAUGUAAGUUGCUGAUGUCCAACAAAUUUGAGAGUUGUUAAAUUUCGGUGGUUUAAGUACUGUGUCAAUCCAGUGACCAUUUACUUUUGUAAAAGCAAGGUAUUAUAAUAAAUGCUGUCUUUUUUAAAAAAGGGUUCUUUCA